Molecule: messenger RNA, 146 nt
Organism: Acaulospora morrowiae
Lineage: Eukaryota; Fungi; Glomeromycota; Glomeromycetes; Diversisporales; Acaulosporaceae
Source: the annotation of a GenBank genome assembly
UACUUGAAACGUCAAGCCUUAGAUCUAUACAGAGGCAACAUAAGGUUCCUAGAGGACCUACUAGCAUUCCGUACAAGCAGCAAGCUGUCCUGGCACGAAUUCAACACACACUUCCACCCAACUCCCAAGGGACCUAUUCCUAGUUG